Molecule: messenger RNA, 2172 nt
Organism: Sorex fumeus (smoky shrew)
Lineage: Eukaryota; Metazoa; Chordata; Mammalia; Eulipotyphla; Soricidae
Gene: ABHD17B
Product: abhydrolase domain containing 17B, depalmitoylase
Exons: 3
Coding region: 4-870 (288 amino acids)
Biological process (GO): protein depalmitoylation
Cellular component (GO): endosome membrane; plasma membrane
Molecular function (GO): palmitoyl-(protein) hydrolase activity
Source: RefSeq, a predicted model, not a curated record
AAAAUGAAUAAUCUUUCAUUUAGUGAGCUAUGUUGUCUCUUCUGCUGUCCACCUUGUCCAGGAAAGAUUGCUUCAAAAUUAGCAUUUUUGCCGCCUGACCCAACUUACACGCUGAUGUGUGAUGAAAGUGGAAGCCGCUGGACUUUGCACCUCUCAGAACGCGCAGACUGGCAGUACUCCUCCCGAGAGAAAGAUGCAAUUGAGUGUUUCAUGACUAGAACCAAUAAAGGCAACAGAAUUGCCUGCAUGUUUGUGCGUUGCUCGCCCAAUGCCAAAUACACUCUACUCUUCUCACACGGAAAUGCUGUGGAUCUUGGUCAGAUGAGCAGUUUUUAUAUAGGCUUGGGAUCACGGAUUAAUUGUAACAUAUUCUCCUAUGAUUAUUCUGGAUAUGGUGCAAGUUCUGGGAAGCCCACAGAGAAGAACCUCUAUGCGGACAUAGAAGCUGCUUGGCUUGCUCUCAGGACAAGAUACGGCAUUCGUCCUGAAAAUGUGAUUAUAUAUGGCCAGAGCAUAGGGACUGUCCCAUCUGUGGAUCUUGCUGCUCGAUACGAGAGCGCCGCUGUCAUUCUUCAUUCUCCUUUGACCUCAGGAAUGCGCGUCGCUUUUCCUGAUACCAAGAAGACGUACUGUUUUGAUGCAUUCCCAAAUAUUGACAAAAUCUCUAAGAUAACCUCGCCAGUAUUAAUAAUUCAUGGGACUGAAGAUGAAGUCAUUGACUUUUCACAUGGCCUCGCCUUAUUUGAGCGGUGCCAAAGACCUGUGGAACCCCUGUGGGUUGAAGGGGCAGGUCACAAUGAUGUGGAACUUUAUGGACAAUACCUUGAAAGGUUGAAACAGUUUGUGUCACAGGAACUGGUAAAUUUGUAAAAUAGUCUGUAAAUUUGCGCACUGGGUUUAUUUUUUCUUGCUGAACUGCACUCUGGUAAAGAGUAUAAAACCUGAAGGUUUUGUUUGCAAAUCAUGUCAGUUGCCUUCAUAAAUGUACAGGUAAUGAUUUGUUAACAGACUUAAUGAAGGUUUUAAUUACCAGAACUAGAAACUGGAAGUAACAGUAUCAUGCAGUCAAGCUGUAUAAUUUAUAUUUUUUCUGUGAAUUUUUUUUUAACAUCAAGAUGAGUACUGUAUAAAAUUUUAAUUACAAAAUCAAAUGCUGUAAAAGUAUUGCCAAAUGCUUUUGCCUAUCAGAAACAAAUUUAUAAAUAUUUUUAAAACAUCUCAAUGUACUAAAUCUUAUCCUGGUAUUCAAAUGUUAAUAUUCUUUCAAGAAAAUGCUGUAUAUCUAAAAUAAUUCAAGUACUCAUACUAGAAUAAUCUGUAUAAAACAGUUGAGUUCACUAGAGAUGACCUAAGCCCUGUUGUAUAGGGAUAGAGGUUUAAACGGUUAUUUUAUUGUAAAAUACCUUGAAUUUUCUGUAUUCCCUGGCUACCGGACAUUUUAUCCCUUUAAAAAAAAAUGAUGUAAAGUCUUAAUUUUUAUGCCAUCUGUUAAUUUACCAUCUAGUUACCUUGUAAAUGAAAAGUCAUGAUAGCGGUGAAUUUUAACUAGUUUUAAUUUAUAAGGUUUGGUACUAUAAGGCAACUUCUUAAAUUUUUUAUUUUAGUUAAACGGAAUUUAGAGCUUCAAGAAUGAUUUUGUAUGUGAUGUUUUAAAUUUUGACUAAUCUUAUAGAAUGGCAGUCCUCUUCAUUAUAAGAUAACUUGAAAGUCCCAUUAGAUGUUCUUCAAGACCACAAACAGACUAGCUCUUUUGUCCCUUUUCAUGUCGGCUAUUUUUAAGAAUAGAAUCAUUUGUUCUGGAUUACUAUCAGAAUUUCAUGGGUUCACUCCUGUAUGCAGGAGGUAAGAAAACACUUAAUAAUUCAUAACUUUUAUAUUAACCAAUGUAGUAAAAAAAAAUUAAGCUCACACAAAAAUUAAGUUGCCUUUCCUUGAAUGAAUCCUGCUUGAAUAAAACAAUGAAAGAAAAAAUUAACGGUAUGUAGUCUAAUUUGUAAAUGAAUGAAUAUUGAAAUAAUACACACUGUGGAUAUAUUUUAAGGCCUUAUGUAGUUUUAAUUGUUCUGCUUGUUCUGUGGUUAUGUCUUAAGAUUAUAGUAUAUGAUUCUCUUCAAAGUAUAUCAAGUAUUGUGAAUGCUUUGGUUCAGAUGUGUCAAAUUAACAGUAAAACAA